UGCGGCGGGCGGGCGGGUAAGUCGGCCGCACCCUCGCCCCUCCCGGGCCUGCCCCCGCCGCGGCUGGCAGCGCGGAGAUAAGGAAACUGAGGAUCAGACCAGCUGAGCAACUAGCCCAAGGUAACAGCUAAGUGGCAGAGUGAACAUUUGAAGCCAGACAGGCUGACUCCGAAGUUUCUGCCCUUAACCAUCACGCUCCACGGCCAGCCUCUGAGACCAUAUACCUGGGGCUGAAGACCCCAGUUCGAUAAGCUCAGCCGGACGUCCGCAACUGGUUGGUUUUUGGAGGUGUCCCUGCUGAAGUGACAAAGAGUUCUCCCAUGUGACACCCCGAGGUGCCUUUGAGGGAAGCUCUCUGAACCUCCUUAUGGGCUGAUGGAGAAGUGGGAUCCCUACACCCUUUCUGUCCCCAGCUGAGAUUAUGGUGGAUUUGGGAUACAGCCCAGGCCUGGGCCUCCUGCUGCUGACCCAGCCCCGGAGGCGUUAGCAAGAGCCCUGCGCCGUCCACCCCCCCCAGAGACCACCCCUCCCACCAGGGGCCUGGAGCUGGGGAGUGACUAUGCGGCUUGGGCUGUGUGUGGUGGCCCUGGUUCUGAGCUGGAUGCAUCUCGCUGCUGGCAGCCGGGGGAUCAAAGGGAAGAGGCAGAGGCGGAUCAGCGCCGAGGGGAGCCAGGCCUGCGCCAAAGGCUGUGAGCUCUGUUCUGAGGUCAACGGCUGCCUCAAGUGCUCGCCCAAGCUGUUCAUCCUGCUGGAGAGGAGCGACAUCCGCCAGGUGGGCGUCUGCCUGCCAUCCUGCCCGCCCGGGUACUUCGAUGCCCGCAACCCCGACAUGAACAAGUGCAUCAAAUGCAAGAUUGAGCACUGCGAGGCCUGCUUCAGCCACAACUUCUGCACCAAGUGUAAGGAGACCUUGUACCUGCACAAGGGCCGCUGCUACCCGGCCUGUCCCGAGGGCUCUGCACCUGCCAACGGCACCAUGGAGUGCAGCAGUCCUGCGCAAUGUGAAAUGAGUGAGUGGUCUCUAUGGGGGCCAUGCUCCAAGAAGAAGAAGCUCUGUGGUUUCCGGAAGGGCUUUGAGGAGCGGACAAGGAGGGUGCUCCAUGCCCCUGGCGGGGACCACACCAUCUGCUCUGACACCAAGGAGACCCGGAGGUGCACAGUGCGGAGGACGCCCUGUCCUGAGGGGCAGAAGAAGAGGAAGGGAGGCCAGGGCCGGCGGGAGGACGCCAACAGGAACCUGAGCAGGAAGGAGAGCAAGGAGGCAGGCGCCAGCUCUCGGAGACGCAAGGGCCAGCAACCGCAGCAGCAUCAAGGCACGGUGGGGCCGGUCACCUCUGCGGGGCCCACCUAGGGACGUUGUUCAGCCUCCAGGCCCAGGCAGAAAGAGUCCAGCGCUGCUCUGUGUGAUGAAAGCUUUGCGAACUCGAGUGCUGGGGGUAACACGUACACACACUCUCCAUACAUACAUGGACACAGACACACACAGACCUCGUGUCCGAACAUGAAACCCACAGACAUGCAUACAUGUGCACAUGCAUGCACACAAUCAAGGCUGCUGGAAGACACUUCUAUCCCUCGGACAUCACUGUGUGAACAAGGCGGGGAGGUGGAUGGGUCACCUCUGCCUGGCAGAGGGCCCCGCAGCACACAUUUGGUUUGCGAUGCUCCCAGAGGACAUGUCAGAGAGAACAUUUCCCAGUGUCCAAGCCCAGCCUCUGCAGAGUGGAGCCUUCUGGAGGAGCUGAUAGGAUCAGUCCAGUGUGGCAGAGAGGAGCCAAAGCUUGGGGACUGUUUGGCAUUUCCAGCUGUGUGACUUUAUCAUUGGAGAGUGUUGUUACACAUCCGUGAUCCAUAUCAGGGCUGCCCUGACUGAAAACUGCUUAAAGGUUUAUUUCGAAUUAAAAACAAAAACCAAAUGACAAUAGUGGACACAGGCACCACAUUCCUCUUCAGGGUACAGGGAUUAGUGGGGUACCCGUGGGAGCUGGAAGGGACAGGGCUAAAUUUCAAGAGACCCCUAAUGGCCUCCUAGACAGAGGGUUGGAACAGGAAGAAAACUCGGGUUACUCAGGGUGAUGACCAGCUUCUCUACAGCCUUGUUACUCAGAGUAUGGACCAGCAUCAACGUGAUCAGUGGGCAGCUUGUUAGAAAUGAGAGUCUCAGGCCCCGUCCCAGACCUGAUGAACUGAAGCCUGCAUUUUAACAAAGUUCCAGGUGACUGGCACACACAUUGAAGUUGGAGAAACACUGCUCUAAUUACCUCUAAGGACUGAACGAAGGGUCUCAGCCAGCUUACAGCAGGAGGGAUUCUGGUCAGCUAUCAAGGCAGACUUUCCAUCUGGGAGAGGUAGAAUCAACAUACUGAAGAGCUAUAGUGACACUCCUAGGGGAAGAGAGUGCUCAGGCUCUCUCAGAUGGUGGGGGACAGUCAGACCCAAAGGCAGAACAGUGGACGGAAUGACCUCGUGUGGCAUGCUAAAGUUCCCACUGGCAGCCACCCACACACUAGGCUCUGGAUGAGGUGUUUGGUUUCCAGAGGGGAGCCAGACACGGGCCCUGCUCUCAUGGAGCUUAGAGGUUGGUGGAGGUGACAGGUGUGAAUCAACUGGUCAUUCAGAUAAAUGUAUAAUUACAAAUGAGUGGAGUUAAGGGCAGACAACCACUGACAAAUAGCUAUGAAAGAGAAUAAAAUGGAAUAAAAAUAAAAGACUAUCUCAGGGAAGCUUUUCAGAGGAGGUGAUGUUUGAGCCAAGCUCUGAAGGACAAGUAGAAGGAGGUAAGACAGAGAAGGAAUGGCAUUCUAGACCAGUGCUGUCCAAUAGAAAUAUAAUAUGAGCCACUUGCGUAAUUUAAAAUUUUCUAGUAGCCACACUUAAAGAAUAAAAAGAAACUGGUGAAGUUUUAUCUUUUAUUUAACCAAAUAUAAGCAAAAUGUUA
Molecule: messenger RNA, 2938 nt
Organism: Diceros bicornis minor
Lineage: Eukaryota; Metazoa; Chordata; Mammalia; Perissodactyla; Rhinocerotidae
Gene: RSPO1
Product: R-spondin 1
Exons: 7
Coding region: 560-1351 (263 amino acids)
Source: RefSeq, a predicted model, not a curated record